This is a messenger RNA of Erigeron canadensis, 1445 nucleotides long. RefSeq lists its product as uncharacterized. The transcript is spliced from 8 exons. Bases 105 to 1181 code for a protein of 358 amino acids. The record is from RefSeq and is a predicted model, not a curated record. Gene Ontology annotation, molecular function: RNA-DNA hybrid ribonuclease activity; nucleic acid binding. NCBI's taxonomy places the organism in Eukaryota, Viridiplantae, Streptophyta, Magnoliopsida, Asterales, Asteraceae.
GGUGACUAGGAACUCGUCUCAUGUGACAUUCGUUUCAUUCGCGUAAUUAAGAUUGUCUCAUGCUAACAAUUAUGUAGAACCAUGUAUAGGUGAUUUCGAUUUCAAUGUCAUCUACGAAGCCAUAUAUUUUUAAUGAGGACACAUCUCCUUUUAUUUGGGAAGUAUCCGAGUUCUUCAGGCUAGAUAAAUUCCUGAUUCCCAAAAACAUCGGUACUUAUGAUGGUACUACAGAUCCAGAUGAUCAUAUAUUUGUAUUUGCACAAACAAUGGGAUUCUACUGUCUCUCAGAACAUAAUUGGUGCAGAUUGUUUGUCACCACGCUAAGGGGAGAAGCACGGAUGUGGUUCAUAGGCCUGCCACCGCGAAGCAUAUCCAGCUUUGAACAGCUUGUGGAAAGCUUCCGAACAAAAUUCCUUCACAACGUAAAGUUCCAAAAGCCUACGAAUGAGACUGUGAAUAUGACACAACAGAUCAGUCAUAACUCAGUUGAUGAGUUUGUGGAACGCUCCAUUGAAUUCCAAAAGACCGUGCCUACGGACAAACAAGAUCUUUCUAUGCGACAACUGCUCAGCCUUUUCAUCAAUUGGAUUGAACCUGAUCGAGUUGUAAAGGAUUUUUCAACCAAGAAUGACCCUGCCAUGGAGGACCUUCUGAAUGGUGCUAGGUCAUUUACAAUAUUAGAUGCUGUUCAUAUAAAGUUGCCUGAAACCGAAACCUUUAUUGAAGCUUUGCCUCGUUCUGCAUAUAGUUACGCAUGUAUUCUUGAGUUUCACGGUGCAUUAAAAGGAAAUCCUGGAAGAGCGGGUGCCGGGGUUGUGCUGCGUGCAAUAGAUGGAUGUCUGGUUUAUCGUGUUCGUGGAGGUCUGGGCAAUGCAACUCCCCAGGUUGCUGAAUAUCAGGCUGUAAUUUUAGGGUUGCGGUAUGCUCUUAAAAAAGGAUUUAGACAUAUUUGUGUCCACGGUGACUCUAAAAUUGUUUAUAUGCAGGUUAACAGUUUAUGGAAAGCCAAAUCUCAGAACAUGGUCGAUAUGUGCAAAGUGGUGAAGGAACUUAAGGAGAAGUUUCUGUCUUUUCAGAUUUGUCAUAUUGAUAGGGAGAAAAACUUUGAAGCCGACACCCAAGCCAACCUAGGUUUACUUCUCAAAGAAGGCGAGGUAGAAGAGGAAGUCGAAAAGAUAUAGUUCAAGUUUCAACCCCUUGCGACCUUGGUACGUUCUUCAUGAUUUAUACCAUGACUUGAUCCAACACUCCACUCCUGCAUGUUCCCGUGCGCACGAAGUCAUCUUUCAUUUUUAAUUUUUUUUCUUUGUGUAGUCCAAGAUAAAUAGUCUAACUACCAUGUUUAUAUUUUCUGAAGUAGUGGGUAGUUUUAGCAUGUUCCUCUCUUGCAAGUAAUUGUUGCAUUAAGAGUUUGAUAUGAAUGAAAAAAUUAAAGUGUUUCAAAA